AUACCUGUACCAAGCACAAACGUCAAACUAAGCUUAUUGUUUUGUGACAUGGCUGUGUUUGUUUUUGUUAUGUAAUUAUGUGGCACUGAAAUAAAAAUAUUACGUUAGAUAUAGCAACAACUUUAACUGACGUCUUUAUAAUUUUCUAAUUAACAAUUAUUAAUUAUUAGUAAGUUAUCAUUUAGUCGUCUCUUCACAUAACUUAGCCUAUAGGUAAGCACCACAAUCAUUUUGAUGGGCUCCUUUGUUCAACUCUGGAUUCAAAUGACGUAAGUUAAGUAUAUGAUCAAGUUUCUUUAAAACUUCUUGCUACCCCUUUUGAAAGUUCAGCAGCAUAUCCUUAAUAAUGGACACAGCCACAAAUACUAGACCACUCCUACAACAAAGUGAAACUGACAGUGAUUUUGAAGAUGAUUUACAAAUUGACAGAUCCCCAGAUAAUUUUGAAGACGAGGUUGUGGUUCUAGCCAAAGACACCAAACCAAUUUUUAAAGCAAGAGAACCAAGUGACAGGUUCAAUCUGGCCUACAUAAUAUUUUACUUUCUCGGGACCACAGUUCUACUUCCAUGGUUUUUCUUCAUCACUGCAGCCGAGUAUUGGAAGUACAAGUUUCGGCCUAUCUCAAACAAUCUUACAUCGAUCAUCGGUACGGACCUCAACAUAGACUUAGAAGCUUCAUUUACUCCCUACAUCAGUAUUGCUUCCACUGUACCAAGUACUGUGUUCUUAGUCAUCAAUCCCAUGUGUAGCCAUAAGAUACCUUUAUGCAUUCGGAUGGUGGGAUCCCUAGCCCUCAUGUUGAUUUUAUUCAUUGUGACGACGGUGUUUGUUGAAAUAAACACUGAUGCAUGGCAAGACAAGUUCUUCCUGAUGACCAUGGGAAUUGUUGUACUUCUAAAUAUUGCAAGUGCAGUGCUUCAGAGCGGACUGUUUGGUGUGGUUGGAAGGUUCCCGUCCCGCUACAUUACAGCUGUAGUCUCUGGCCAGGCACUGGGUGGUGUGGUGGCAGCAUUGGCCAACAUCGUUGCAUUGUGGGUAGGCGCAUCAGCUGUCCGCAGUGCUCUUGUGUACUUCGUAAUGGCUGAUGUCUUUAUCUUCUUCGCCAUGCUGGCUUACGUUCUGCUCAGUAGGACUAUGUUUUUCAAGUACUACAUGAUGGAAGCAGUUGAAUACGCUCCUGUCAAUCAACCACCAAUCGUCCGCAAUAUAUCGUACACUGGCAUACUGAAAAAGAUCUGGGUCCACGGGUUCUCUGUGUUUUUCUGUUUUGUGGUCUCUCUGUCCAUGUACCCUGCCAUCACAACUCUUGUAUCUUCAGAGAAAAAAGGAAACAACAGUGCUUGGAAUGAUGUAUACUUUGUUCCUGUGGUGGCUUACCUGAUUAUGAGUGUGAUGGACUACUUUGGAAGAAUCUUCGCUGGACUAUUGCAAUUGCCACAGAAGCGAGCCUGGGUGGUUGGUAUGCUGAGUCUGCUGAGGGUUGUUUUCUUCCCUCUUCUGCUGCUCUGUAACGCUCAGCCCAGACACCAUCUACCUGUGCUGAUACACUCGGACAUCCUCUAUAUCCUCAUCGUGGUCAUGUUCGGCUUCACCAAUGGAUAUCUGGCCAACAUUACCAUGAUCUGUGUGCCCAAAAUUGUAGAGCUACAUGAGCAAGAGGUAGCGUCGUCCAUGAUGGCUGCUUUUCUUGGAGUUGGACUGGCUUGCGGCUCCUUCCUCAGUCUUUUGAUGGUCAACAUUAUAUAAGGAAACCCAGUAACCAUAUAUGGAUCUCUAACAAUGAUUAUAUGUGAUAUUUUAUUUUAUAAGACACUGAUUUAUUUUUAUAUGUGAGUAUUGUAUUAUUUGCAUGCUUUUUUUGCCAGUGACAUACCUAGGGGUAUAAGAGAGCAGGUUUGUUUUCUAAAAGGGAUAAGAGAGGGUGAACAAUUUGUUUUCAUUGCCAAGGACAAAUUUAGUUGAAAAGAUACAUUUACAUUUUAUGUUAGUGUAGAGUAAUAAGCUAUUUGUUUUCCUAUGCUACUUUUUGGCCCAUACCACAAUAGCAUUGGGUAUUUGGUUAGUUAGUUGUUAUGUUGAAAAAUUAUCCUGAUUUGAAAUUAGUGUUGAUUAAAAACUCCAACACUGCAUCAUUUGAAGUAGGGGAUAAAGGAGUUCAGCUUUAAGUACACCUUGAGAAACUAAACCCUUAGGCAUGACUUAUCAUAGCUAGUUGUAUUUUUUAACACUUAUCAAUGUUUUUAUUCCUAGACGUUUAUUCAUUGUAACAUUAAUAAAAUAUAGUACAACUCCGCCAAUCCUAAGGCCGAACUACUAACCUUGUCCGAAAUAGUGUAAAGAUCGGAUUUGAGGAUCAGCAUGAUCAGGAUUUUGCCACAAACGGAGAAGACAAUGACGAUGUUCCCGCAAGUUCGGGAGAUGUUCAUUGUUUUGCCACAAUCACCAAAGACGAUGAUGUUUUCCAUGACCACGGGAUUUGUUUAGGAUUUUUUUCCACAACGAUGGUAAUGUUCCCUUGCCAGCGGGAGGUGUUCAUUAUAUUGCACAAUCAGGGUAUAUGAUGACAAUGUUUCUGUUACCACAGGAAAUAUCCUAGAUUAAGUAGGAAUCUCAGAGGAUGACGAUAUCGUUACCUUGAUCACAGAAAACACUGAUGUUUCCUUUACCACCGAAUAUAUUCAGGUUUUUACUGCCACGGGGGGUAAACAAGAUUUUUCCACGAUUGUGUGAGGCGGUGGUAUGACUACAUGAAAUGGUCAUGAUAUCACUAAGAUAACAUUGUCAAUGAUGGCACUGUAGGAUAAAGUGAGGUGUCGGACUAGCUGAGAUCGGAUUAGCGGGGUUCUACUGUAGUAUGUUAUAUCUGCUGUAUUUAGCUUAUAUUUUAGACUUUAUGUAAAUGUUUAAUUUAUGCUUAGUGUCAAAACAAAGAGUAUGAAGAUGCAGGUAAGUGAGUCAAAAUUUUGCUAUCUGAAAUGCAUUACUUAUUUUUAAAAAUGCAGGGAAGUUAGUAUUAUUUUUCUAGAAGUAUAUAAUUUAAUAUUGUUUGGUAACGUGUUUGAAACACAUUUGACAAUUUGAAUGUUUUACUGAAGACCCUGGUUUUGUUUCUUUAUUACACUAUGAGCAUUAUGUUUCAAUAUUUGAUGUAUUUUUUACUUUACUGGAAUUACUGGACUGCCACAUAAAUAUAAACUAAAAAUAAAUAAAUCUAACAUUCCACCUUUACAUCGACCAUAAAAAGCACUGCCAACCAACCAUUAUGUUGGGUUUAUGCAAUUAUUUUUUCUUUGAAACUUUGUUGUUUUAAGUAUGUGACCUUUGACUAUAACGGAAUCCAAAAGUCAAAGAUAUGACUCAUUCUGACUUUGAUUUUAACAGUAUUUAGCGCACAUAUUAUACAAGAGUAUUUAAUCAAAAUACAAGUCAUUUAAUAUUUGCUACUGGUCUAGACAUGUUUCUUUUGUAAAUUAUUAUAAUUAUUUUAGCUUUAAGUUAUUUAGGUUGUGAUAUUGCCCAAGAACGUUAACUUUAAAGUUAUGCAACUGUGAAAAAGUGAACAGCUGAUGGCCAUGAAAUGCCUUGGAAUGUCUCAAAGAGCAUUGCUUGUGUGUACCUUGACUGUUAUUUACUUGUAUUAAAUGUUUAUCGUUUAUUAUAUAAUUAUAUGGAUAAUAUACAUGAAUGUUGAAAA
Messenger RNA from Macrosteles quadrilineatus (aster leafhopper), 3695 nucleotides. RefSeq names its product equilibrative nucleoside transporter 3 (gene Ent1). Gene Ontology annotation, cellular component: plasma membrane. Gene Ontology annotation, biological process: nucleoside transmembrane transport. The transcript is spliced from 11 exons. Gene Ontology annotation, molecular function: nucleoside transmembrane transporter activity. The record is from RefSeq and is a predicted model, not a curated record. NCBI's taxonomy places the organism in Eukaryota, Metazoa, Arthropoda, Insecta, Hemiptera, Cicadellidae. The coding region runs from base 347 to 1747 and encodes 466 amino acids.